UUGUGCGUGGAUUGCGCUGCCGCCGUUCGCUGUGCCGUCGUCACUCGUAUCGGUUGUAGCUGUCAAAGUCAAAUUCGUGGUUGGAAAUCAAUUUUUUUCGGUUGCCAAAAGGAACUGGUGAGAGCGACGGCGAGUGCCAUUAGUUUUAAGCCAGCACCGCUUGCGAUCGACCGCAAAAUUCCCUUUCCUGGACGUGGCCUUCUGCCGAUUCGCUGCAUUUCCUUUUGUUUAUACACAUCCCAGCGCCGCGCAAUAUAAACAGAGAAAGAUUUUCCCCGCAAGGAAUACGCGGAUAAAGUGCUACUGCCAGUCGUUGCCAUCAGAGAACGUCGGUCCAGAGGAUCCGUGGCUGCAACUUAUCCCGUCGAGCGUUCGCCCAGCUUCCACCCGUGGGUUGCAUUUUAGGCCUCUGUCAGCCAGAUCGCCAGCGAAAAAUGUCAAUAAGUCCGGUCAUACUUCAGGCAACCGCCAAGCAUACAUCGACACUGAUAUUCCUGCACGGGCUGGGAGACACCGGUCAUGGCUGGAGUUCAGCUAUUGGUAGUAUUCGCCCGCCACAUAUGAAGGUCAUAUGUCCAACGGCACCAACAAUGCCUGUAACAUUAAAUGCAGGUUUCCAAAUGCCAUCAUGGUUUGAUCUGAAAACCUUGGACAUUUCUGGACCCGAGGACGCAGAAGGCAUACGCAAAGCAUCACAAAAUCUACAUACACUAAUCAAUAGUGAAAUCAGUGCAGGCAUUGAAUCAGAACGUAUUAUUGUUGGUGGUUUUUCACAAGGUGGAGCCUUAGCCCUAUACUCGGCCCUUACAUUCCCAAAACCUUUGGGCGGUGUGAUAUCACUAUCCUGUUGGUUACCGUUACAUAAACAAUUUCCCGGACUUAAAAUUUCUCCAGAUUCUAUUCCGAUUUUCCAAGCCCAUGGAGACUUUGAUCCAGUUGUGCCAUACAAGUUUGGACAACUGUCGGCUAGUCUUCUGAAAACAUUUAUGACUAAUGUUACUUUCAAAACAUAUUCAGGACUGUCACACUCGUCGUCCGAUGAGGAGUUGGCUGACAUGAAGACAUUCGUGGAGCAGUGCGUUGGGGCUAAUUAAAUAUUAAUUACAAAUUCAAUAAUAUAGAUUCUAUUUAGAGUAUUUUCAAUUCAAAAUACUUUCCCACUAAAUUAGGAAUUCAUUAUAUGUAGUUCACUACUACCAGUAAUAUUCACACAAUAAAUUUCCUUUGAAAACUCAAAUGUUGCCAGUUAGUGAACGAAGUAAGAAUCAUGUGGUUGUCACGUCUUAUUCGGAUUGGCUAUAAUUAAUUCAGUAGUAAAUCAAUAACUCACCAGGUUAAGAGCAGCUAAUUAUUCCACUGGGACGGGGAGCUAAAAUAUUCGUUUUGAGAACUUCAAACAGAAUUUAAUUAAUGAUAAUCUGUACACGAAACCACUUAUGUUUUGCCACAGUUACUACUACAAACUACGCAGAGGAACUAACAUUAGUCUUUAGAAAUUGGAACAAUAAUGGGGAAUACUUAACGGAAAGCCACUAACUAUUUACCUAAAGCAAUUCAGAGCUACGUAGAGAAUAUUUACCAAUUCUUUGAAUCGUAAGAACUGUAUAGACACACCACUAUCAUACGUACGAGUAUAAAGUCAAAAAGAAAACAAGAAAAAAUACGUGAAGCAAAGUAGAAUGCAAUUAUGAGUGAGUCCUUUAAGAAAGUAAAUGAAUAAUGGUAAGAAAGUUAUUUAACAAACAAAACGAAUCCUAAACGAUAGCGUUAAAUAUUAAACAAGUAAAAUGUAAUGCUAAGCGUGUGUUUCUACGAACAGGCUUUGUGAGAUCUGAAUCUGAAUCUGAACACUAAGUAUAAACUAAGAAAGAUACAAAAUAGCUUAAUCAGACAUAAAUCUAAAGUAGGCACAGAGGACAUAUAUUUUAUCUAGAACCCUUUGAAGCAGAUUAAAAGAAAACUCGUCAUGAAAAGUGCAUUGAAAAGCGAACUGAAUCAAGAAAUGGCAUUACCACAGUAGAGUAAUCACCGUUUUCUGAAAUCCAGUUUGUCUCCAUAUUUGCUUAGUGCUUUGGGUUAAUUUUCCAUUCAAGAUCGGUUGUAGUCGAAAUUCUAGACAACCUAAUGUAGACAAUUUAAACUAAUUAGCACCGUUAUUUCUUGUUAUAUGAAAUAUGUUCUGUAGCGCGCAGUGAUUUGUUAACAACAAAGUAUUUAAUACAUGCGAGCCAAUUUUAGACCUAAAUGUCUCAAGGAAAGAGAAAAAGUAGUAACCGUCGAAAGCAUGUAGAUUUGGUUUUAUUUUUUUCGAUAUUUCGACUUUGGUUUAUUCAAAAUGGCAAAUAAAAGUGGAUGUUUUUCAUGAUUGAUAAUUAUAGUAUUCAAUACGCCAUCCAAAUUGAAAUUUCUACUUUAAAUUAUGUGAGAGAUUGGAACUUUAGCAUGGAAUAAAUUUGGUUUUAAUUAAAAA
Hermetia illucens (black soldier fly) is the source of this 2470-nucleotide messenger RNA. It is a transcript of the gene Apt1, whose product is annotated as acyl-protein thioesterase 2. Gene Ontology annotation, cellular component: cytoplasm. The record is from RefSeq and is a predicted model, not a curated record. Lineage: Eukaryota; Metazoa; Arthropoda; Insecta; Diptera; Stratiomyidae. Gene Ontology annotation, biological process: protein depalmitoylation. Gene Ontology annotation, molecular function: palmitoyl-(protein) hydrolase activity; carboxylic ester hydrolase activity. The transcript has 5 exons. The coding region runs from base 435 to 1094 and encodes 219 amino acids.